Molecule: messenger RNA, 1591 nt
Organism: Anguilla rostrata (American eel)
Lineage: Eukaryota; Metazoa; Chordata; Actinopteri; Anguilliformes; Anguillidae
Product: leukocyte elastase inhibitor-like
Exons: 8
Coding region: 161-1399 (412 amino acids)
Molecular function (GO): serine-type endopeptidase inhibitor activity
Source: RefSeq, a predicted model, not a curated record
GAACGUCCCGUAUGUGGGAGUGCCUGGCUGAGAAGUAGGUCACUAGGUUCACUAUUUAUGUGAAGCAGAUCUUCUCUGAUUGACUGUCUGGUGUUUGACAGUCAAGUAAGAUAAGAAAAUAGACAUAAGAAGAUACGAUCAGAAAAUAAAGAAACCAACAAUGGAGUCACUGAUUGCUGCAAACACCAACUUCUCCCUGGACCUGUUUAAGAAGAUAAGUACGAUUAAGAAAGCGGACAACAUCUUCUACUCACCACUCAGCAUCUCCUCUGCACUGGCCAUGGUGUACAUGGGCGCCCGGGGCAACACAGCUACACAGAUGUCCAAGGUGCUUGGCUUUAAUAAAGAAAAGAAACCUGAAGUUAACCUUGGACUGCAACAGCAAGUACAAAAGCCUCAGCUUCAAAGAGAUAUGUUGGAGUCUUUCCACUCCCAGAGUGCUGAUGGUAACAUUCAUGCUGGAUUCAGGAAACUGAUGUCUGAACUGAACAAAGAGGGCACCCAGUAUGCACUGAGCCUGGCAAAUCGCCUGUAUGGGGAUCAGUCUUUUGAGUUUGAGAAGAAAUACCUUAUGGGCACCAAGGAGUUCUAUCGGGCAGAACUGGAGACUGUUGACUUCAAAUCAAAUGCAGAGGAUGCCAGAGUGAACAUUAACAGCUGGGUGGAGAAGCAGACUCAAGAGAAAAUCAAGAACUUGCUGUCGAAAGGGACUGUUAACGACAUGACUAGACUGGUGUUGGUGAAUGCUAUCUAUUUUAAGAGUGACUGGGACAGCAAAUUCAAAGAGGCAGACACAAAUGAAGUGCAGUUCAAACUGAAUAAGAAUGAAAGUAAGCCAGUGCAAAUGAUGCACCAGACAUCUGCAUUUGGCUUGGUGUUCAUUCCAGAGGUCAAUUGUCGGAUUCUGGAGAUGCCUUACCUUGGUAAAGAGCUGAGCAUGCUCAUUAUUCUGCCCCAAAAGAUUGAGGAUAAAUCUACAGGGCUUGAGAGGUUGGAAAGGGAGCUCACAUACGAGAAGCUCAUCGAGUGGACACAGCCUGACAAGAUGGAUUAUAAUCAGCUAAUGGUGGCUUUGCCCAAGUUCAGGAUGGAAGAGACCUAUGACCUGAAAGAAAUUCUGAUAAGUAUGGGCAUGCAGGAUGCCUUUGAUGUAUCCAGAAGCAACUUCUCUGGAAUAUCUUCUAGCAGUGAACUGGUGGUGUCCAAAGUGGUGCACAAGUCCUUUGUGGAGGUGGACGAGGAGGGCACAGAGGCCGCUGCUGCCACUGCUGUCGUCUUCGAGUUGACAAGUGCCAGGCCACCGCCAAUUUCGUUCAUCGCAGACCAUCCCUUCCUGUUCUUCAUCAGACACAACCCCACUCAGAGCAUCCUCUUCUAUGGCCGUUUCUGCUCCCCUUGAAGUCUGAAGCUUGACAGAUUCCAGUUAUAAACUGGAGUCAAAAAAAUAAAGUCUGUACGUUAAAUGGCUCUGUAAUGCUGUUUGCCUUAAAAGAAUGUAAUCAACUAAAGCAUGUUUCUUGCAGUACAUUGUAUUCAUUUACAGUAUUUUUAUGCCAUCCUCUUUAAAGUUUACUGCUGGCUUAAUUACUAA